Oncorhynchus keta (chum salmon) is the source of this 3388-nucleotide messenger RNA. RefSeq names its product fibulin 5 (gene fbln5). Bases 352 to 1776 code for a protein of 474 amino acids. The record is from RefSeq and is a predicted model, not a curated record. Gene Ontology annotation, molecular function: calcium ion binding. Lineage: Eukaryota; Metazoa; Chordata; Actinopteri; Salmoniformes; Salmonidae. The transcript is spliced from 11 exons.
GAUUGAAUCCAGCUGUUGUCAGAAGUGCUCGAGGACCUGUCUCGGUCAUUUGCAUUGCUAAACUAUCUGUACAGUUUAGAGAGACGGGGGAAAUAGACCAGACCGGUUUUUAAAAAAAAGACAUUCCCCGUAAGGUGAGGCAUAUAUCAAGGCUCCGGUCGACUUGCUGGCCGUUUAUCAAAUCCUGGUUGAGGUUUUUUCACGUAGUCUGGGCGGUGUGACUGGCGAGAGUAGCCCACCACAUGCGCAUUGGAUUUUUGACUCCACAACGGUAGCAAAGUGUUUAAAACCUUUCUUGCUCCAAAGUAUCCACGGGUCGUCUGAGUUAAAUCGGCAGGAUCCAAAUAGACCAUGUUUUGGGACAUACGUGGCUUGAAUGUCUGGACUUGCGCAAGAAUGUUGACAGUUGUGGUGUUGGCAUUAUGUAGAAUCCACUCCGGAUAUGGCCAGACCUGCACAGAGGGGUUCGCCUAUGAUCGCAGGGCAAGAGUAUGUGUUGACAUUGAUGAGUGUCGUACGGUACCAGACGCCUGCAGAGGGGACAUGCAGUGCGUGAACCAGAACGGAGGCUAUCUCUGCAUCCCCCGGGGGCUGUACAGCCAGCCUACCUACCCCCGAGGUGGUGAAGGAGGAGGAGCAGGCAGGUCCCAGGCCACCUACCCAGACACCUCCCUGGGCUUCCCAGAACCAGAACCCUACCCUCUCCAACCCCCUCCAGCCCCCCCCGUGGCCCCCAGCUACCCAGUCGUAAGCCGCUCCGCUCCCUGCCUUCUGGGAUACACCCUGGCAGAAGAUGGGUCCUGUCAUGACAUGGACGAGUGUGAGACAGACUCCCACCAGUGUAACCCCACCCAGGUGUGUAUCAACACAGCUGGAGGAUACACCUGCUCCUGUACCGAGGGCUACUGGCUGGUCGGGGGACAGUGUCAGGACAUUGAUGAGUGUCGCUACGGGUACUGCCAGCAGCUGUGUGCCAACGUGCCAGGCUCCUAUUCGUGCUCCUGCAACCCUGGCUUCCUCCUCAACCCUGACAGCAGAACCUGUCAAGACGUGGACGAGUGUGAGGAUAACCCCUGUGCCCACGGCUGUUUCAACACCUACGGUUCCUACAUGUGUAGCUGUGAAGAGGGAUUUGAGCUGGCUUCUGACGGCACCACCUGCAAUGACCUGGACGAGUGUGGUUUCUCAGAGUUUCUGUGUCAGCACCGCUGUGUGAACACCCCAGGGUCCUUCCAGUGUCACUGCCCAGCGGGAUACUAUCUUUAUGAGGAUGGGAGGAGCUGUGAAGAUAUCAAUGAAUGUGAGACUGGUAACAACACGUGUACAACAGCACAAGUAUGUUUCAAUUUCCAGGGAGGCUAUACAUGCUUGGAUCUGCUAAAAUGUGAUCCACCGUACGUUGAACUCAAUGACAAUCAGUGUAUGUGUAGUGCUGAGAACCCAGCUUGCAGAGACAGGCCCUUCACCAUCCUUUACCGUCACAUGGACCUGUCCUCAGGCCGCAGCGUCCCAGCAGACAUCUUCCAGAUGCAGGCCACUACCAGAUACCCUGGAGCUUUCUACAUCUUCCAGAUCAAAGGACCGGGCAACGAGGGACGAGAGUUCUACAUGAGGCAAACCAGUAACGUGAGUGCCACUCUGGUCCUGUCUCGGCCCAUCAAGGGUCCCAGGGAGCUGGUCCUGGAUCUGGAGAUGGUAACCGUUAACAACGUCAUCAACUUCAGAGGCAGCAGUAUCAUACGGCUGACGAUAUACGUGUCUGAGCAUCCUUACUGAGGCCCACUCCCCCUGACCUUUAACCCCUGACCUCUGACCAAUCACUACGUCCGGUCCAACUCUCACAAGCCCAAAGUAUACCUUCCUAGAUUCCCAUACUCUCCAAAUCUCCCGAUCUUCCAGCAGGCAGCUCCACUCCGCUUCCCUCACAACUGUCGUCUCAAUAAACUCUUACCUGUUGUUAUAGGAGACGGGGGGCACCUUCCUCUCCAUUUCACCAACUCCCCACUCUUACAUCCACAUCAGACUGUUACUGGACUGUACAUUAUGGUGCUAAGGACGUAUCCACACAGAAGGAUAUUUAUGUUGUAUUGUAAAGGCUGUGUGACUCUCUCUCUCUCUCUCUCUCUCUCUCUCUCUCUCGCUCCCUCUGUCUCUCUCUCUCUCUCUCUCUCUCUCUCUCUCUCUCUCUCUCUCUCUGUCUCUGUCUCUCUCUCUCUCUCUCUCUCUCUCUCUCUCUCUCUCUGUCUCUCUCUCUCUCUGUCUCUCUCUCCCUCUGUCUCUCUCCCUCUGUCUCUCUCCCUCUGUCUCUCUCUCUCUCUCUCUCCCUCUGUCUGUCUCUCUCUCUCUCUCUCGCUCUCUCUCUCCCUCUGUCUGUCUCUCUCUCUCUCUCUCUCUCUCUCCCUCUGUCUCUCUCCCUCCUUCUGUCUCUCUCUCUCUCUCUCUCUCCCUCUGUCUCUCUCCCUCUCUCUGUCUCUCUCUCUCUCUCUCUCUCUCUCUCUCCCUCUGUCUCUCUCUCUCUCUCCCUCUGUCUGUCUCUCUCUCUCUCUCUCUCUCUCUCUCUCCCUCUGUCUCUCUCUCUCUCUCUCUCUCUCUGCUCUUUAAAAAUACAGAUUUCCAAUGACAUUUACUAUUAAGGUAAUUGAAAGCAGUGUUGGUUGUUUUCACGCGUACUUCUCUCUUUGUGUUAUUAAUAAACUCACCUUAUUUUCUGUGACGCGGUUUCCUUUAAAUAAGCUGUGAAUGUGAGCUUUACAAUAUGUGAUACAAUGUGUUAGUGAUGCUUUUGGGGCUUUUUUUCUGUGUGUCAACCAUCUACAGACUAAGAUAUGUUAAAAAAAAAAGGACCUUAAAACCUUGACAGUAUGUUUUCUACCUACCUGACUGAACUAGCCUGGUCCCUUGUCUGUUUGUGCUAUCAUUCCAUGGGAAUGGCAAGGAGUAGAAUGUUAGCCGCCCAAAACAGAUUGCUACCAGGCUAUGACUGCUCUGGUCUGGGUUAGUUUCUGUCACUGUAUUGUGUAAGAACAAGACGAGAAUGUCUUCUACUGUUGCAGGGGGGGGCCUCACCUCCUUCAGCUGGUGAAAUGGACAUUACUGUGUUCUAAUCAAGCCACACACAUUCCAUUUUGAGACAAUCAUUUUGUCAUGGUGCCCCCUCAGAUGCACAACGGAUUUAACAAGAUACAUUGUCUUUGUGUUUCAUUUUAAAACGUUUGCCAUGAACAGAACUCGUCACCAUAAAAUUAAAAAAAAAAAUGGUGGUCAGUUUUGUAUUUUGUAUUUUGUCUAAAAGUCUUUGGCAGAUUUCAUUCAUUCCUAUUCAGUAACAACCUGUGAGUUCUACAAGUGAGCCAAGUCAGUCAAAUAAAACACUACUACUAGACCUGAA